GUGCGUGUUCAUUUUAUUUUCCUGUCCUGUCCACGACCACCAUUUUGUUUGCGUCUAAGCUUCAGUGGCGUGUGCGUGUAGAACUAAUAGAUUUUUUAAUUUUUAAUUAUUAAUAAACAAUAGUAGUGAUAAACUUGAUUUCCGAUCCUUUUAAAAAAGAAUGCAGAUGCAAGGAAUGAACAAUUAUGGAAAUCAGAGAGGGUUUGGUGGACCACCGCAACCUCAAAGACAGGGUGGGCGACGAGGUAAUAAUAGAGGUGGUUUUCGUAACUCGAGAUUUGAACACAACAAUCAGAGAAACUCUAAUCAAGGCAAUCAAAACCAGGGAUCAGGAGGUCAACGUCCUAGUAAUGAGCCUGUGAAGUCAGCCCAACAACCACCACAACAAAAACCUCAGGAGUCACAACCAAGUCCACAACCCCAAAAGACUCCUGUGACUCAGCAAACUCCUCAACAACAGCCAAAAUCGGUUCCGCCGAAACCACAGCAGCAGCCGCAGCAGCAACAACCACCUCAACAACAGCAGCAGCCAAAGCAACAACCACCACAACAGCAGCAACAACAAAAACCACAAAAUGCUCCACUCAAACAGGAAUCACAGGAUAAAGUUGACAAUGUGCAAAAUAUGGACCAGAAAAAUCAAAUUCAAAAUCAAGGCAAUCAAAAUCAGCAACAGAAGAAUAUGAAUGGUGGUAACUUUGGAGGUAACAAGCAAGGAGGAUCCUGGUCCCAAGGAGGGCCUGGUAACAAACAAGGAGGAAACUUUAAUCAAGGUGGUAACUUCCAAGGUGGUCAAGGAGGCGGUAAUUUUCAAGGUGACCGUGGUAAUUUUCAAGGUGACCGUGCUAACUUUCAAGGUGACCGUGGUAAUUUUGGUGGUCAGGGUGGCAACUUUGGUGGCCAGGGGAAUAGACAGUUUGGUCAAAAACAAGGCGGUGGUCCUGGGCCAGUGAGAAAUCAUCAGCAACGAGGCAACCCUCGUGGAGGUCCUCCCCAAGAUGGCAAACCUGUACAGAGAGAAGAGCUGAUGCUUGCUAACAAGCUAAAGGAUUUAGUUGGACCACUUAUUGACUUACCAACAAUAGAUCAGUCAGAAGUGAAAUUUAAUGGUAGAAGCAGAUUGUAUAUUGGAAAUCUUACCAAUGAUGUGUCUGAAGAGGAAAUUCUCAACCUCUUUGCACCUUUUGGUGAAUCAGCUGAAUUAUUUAUAAAUAAAGAGAAGGGUUUUGGAUUUAUAAAGAUGGACUACAGAGUUAAUGCAGAAAGAGCAAAGCGAGAACUGGAUGGUAAAAUGAGAAAUGGUAAAACACUAAGAGUAAGAUUUGCCCCACACAACAGUGCUAUACGUGUUAAAAAUUUGCCACCAUUUGUAUCAAAUGAGCUUCUUUACAGAGCUUUUGAGAUUUUUGGCAAAAUUGAAAGAGCCUAUGUGAAAGUAGAUGAGCGUGGAAAGACCCUUGGAGAGGGAGUUGUUGAGUAUUCACGUAAACCCAGCGCAUUAGCUGCUAUUCGCAAUUGUACUGAAAAAUGUUUCUUCCUUACUUCGUCACUUCGUCCAGUGAUUGUUGAGAACUUUGAGGAACCUGAUGAAAUGGAUGGGUACCCUGAAAAAAAUUUGCCUAAGAAACAUCCUGAAUUUUUGAAGGCUCGUGAGCAUGGUCCUCGUUUCUCUGAGUCUAAUAGCUUUGAACACGAGUAUGGCACUAGGUGGAAGCAGCUUCAUGAAUUGCAUCGCCAAAAGGAGGAUGCUCUCAAAAAAGAACUUGCUGCUGAGGAAGAGAAAUUGGAAGCACAAAUGGAAUAUGCCAAAUACGAGCACGAGACGGAGAUGCUCCGCGAGCAGUUGCGUCAGCGCGAGCAGGACCGCGAGCGUCAGAAGCGCAGCUGGGAGAUGGCCGAGCGCGCGGCCGACGAGAGGCGCGAGGCGGAGCGCGCCCAGCUGCUGCGCCAGGAGGAGGAGCUAUCCCAGCGCAUGCGGCACCAGGACGACGAGCUGCGGCGCCGGCAGCAGGAGAACACGCUGUUUGUGCAGGCACAGAGACUUAACUCGCUCCUGGAUCGUCAAGAACAGGGCAUGUUUGAUCAGCAGCAGCCAAUGGAUGGAGGCUUCAGAGACCAGUACGACAUGCCACGUGGAGGCUAUGACGACAUGCCGCAGAAUCGUGGUUGGGAAGGGCCCCGACAGAUGGAUGAUUUCCCUAACAAACGCCGUCGUUUCUAAACAAAAAAUAAUAAAUAUGACGUUACAAUCAGCGUACAGAGAUCUUUUAAAGUAUAUUUAUUUAAGAACUCACCAAUAACAAGUAUGAAUAACUAGAUCUUAUAAAUUUGUUCUAUUUAACACAAGAAACACAAACAAUUAUCAAUAGUCAUGUAGAUAUUUUUUAAAGAGUAGGUAGGCUUUGAAAAAUAUCCACAAUACAAGCGAUAAUUAUUUUAUCCCACGUGCAAUGGACUUGUUAUUAAUACUUGUAUAUUGAAACGUAUUAUUUUCGUCAUUAGUGUAGUUUUUAAUUGAUUAAUUAUGUAGGUAGGUAGUAAGGAAGUAUGUAAGGAAUAUUCACAAAUUUUUAAUUUAUGAGGAACAAAUUUUUUUAAAUUAUUUUGUCGUAAAUAUAAACUUAAUAAAUUCAAAAGCGAAAUGUAGAUAUGCUGUUAACUACAAACUACUUACAAUACAGCUUUUUUAUUAAUGGCUUAGGAAUAUUCACCGAUCGGGUAACCGAAAGCGAAUUGAACAUCAUUUUGUAUUUAUUAUCUGCUUGAAGAUUAGUAAAUUAAACAUCUUAAAGUGACUUGUAAGGAUAGAGUAUAAUUUAAAAAAAGUAACUUGUAUACUGUACAAUAAACUCCCUCGCCCGUUUACAUUGAAAAUCCGAUAGCAUAGAUCAUCAUAGUAACAAAAAAAAAAUAUUUAGAAAUAUGUGUAAAUUUUUAUAUAUAUCGCUAAUAAUACAGUAUGUAAAACUAUUUUCACCCCACCGUAUAAUCAUCUACAUUUUUGCUCUUGUUCCAUAAC
Molecule: messenger RNA, 3019 nt
Organism: Chilo suppressalis (striped riceborer)
Lineage: Eukaryota; Metazoa; Arthropoda; Insecta; Lepidoptera; Crambidae
Source: the annotation of a GenBank genome assembly